Diabrotica virgifera virgifera (western corn rootworm) is the source of this 603-nucleotide messenger RNA. RefSeq lists its product as uncharacterized. The transcript has a single exon. Lineage: Eukaryota; Metazoa; Arthropoda; Insecta; Coleoptera; Chrysomelidae. The coding region runs from base 1 to 603 and encodes 200 amino acids. Gene Ontology annotation, molecular function: nucleic acid binding. The record is from RefSeq and is a predicted model, not a curated record.
AUGGACUACCAUGAAAAUGUGAUGAGUAGCUUGUUUAAGGAAUGGUUUGAAAAGAAGGUGUUGCCAAAUUUGCCUCCAAAAAGUGUAAUUGUAAUGGAUAACGCAACGUAUCACAGCGAACGAAUUAGAAAAAUCCCCGGUGUAGGUUCGACAAAAAAAACAUAUCUGAUUUUUUUGUAUGACAAUGAUUUGUACUUUGAAGAAACAUAUACAAAAAAAGAAAUGUUGGAAGUUCUUCACACAAAAGUGUUUGAGAAACAAUUUGUUAUAGACGAAUUAGCCAAACGUGAUGGUCAUAAUGUAUUGCGAUUACCUCCUUACUACUGUGUCUUCAACCCCAUUGAAUUAAUCUGGAGCCAGCUUAAGGAAAGUUUACGGCGAAACAACUGCUGUUGUUUUAGUAGCGAAUUUAGUAGCGAAUCGGUGUCACAUGUUGUAGAAGAAAUAAAAAAGAUUUCCCCAACACUGUGGCAAAAUUGUGUUUCACAUGUUACAAAAACGGAAGAUCAUUACAGAACAUUAACCUCACAUAUUAAACCAAUAAUUAUAACAUUAGAUAACGAUUCUAGUGAAGAUGACAGCGAUAGUGACAUAGAGUUGUAA